Rhagoletis zephyria (snowberry fruit fly) is the source of this 678-nucleotide messenger RNA. RefSeq lists its product as uncharacterized. Lineage: Eukaryota; Metazoa; Arthropoda; Insecta; Diptera; Tephritidae. The record is from RefSeq and is a predicted model, not a curated record.
AUGGUAGUACAGAAUUCGAACAAAAUUUGCGAGAUAACGCUAUGCUCAUCGGAUUUAGGCCAGAAGAUCACAACUUGUGCCAUCAUUCUCCCACAGCUUACCCACUUUCUGCCCACAUUUAAAGUUUCCAAUGUCAACAUAGACGAAUUACAUUCCCUCCAACUUGCUGACCCUAACUGCUUUACACCAUCGAAGAUUGACAUGGUGAUAGGAAGUGAUAUAAAUCCCCAAAUACUCCUGGAUGGGCUACAACGUAACAUCGACGGCACCUUAGUAUCCCAAAACACAAUAUUCGGUUGCAUACUGAGUGGUCCAGUAAGAGAACAUAUCUCGACGUUCUCCACCCACGUCACAGAGGCAACGGAGCCCGAACUCAGCACGCUGCUCAAAAGAUUUUGGGAGCAAGAGGAGAUAGAAACCGCUCAACCCAAAUCAGCAGAAGACGAAUUCUGUGAGGAACUCUACAGGACCACGACCGACAGACGAGAGGAUGGACGCUACGUGGUGAAACGCCUCUUCAAACCCGAAUUCCCGGACGCACUUGCCUUAGGAAACUCCCGCCCAGCAGGCCAGCAACAAUACAUAAGCAUCGAAAGGACUCUGGAGAAAAGGCCGGAAUUGCGCGACAAGUACUCAGAGGUGCUGAAUGAUUACUUCAAAAUGAAUCACACGGAGCAG